Gaeumannomyces tritici R3-111a-1 is the source of this 195-nucleotide messenger RNA. RefSeq lists its product as hypothetical. NCBI's taxonomy places the organism in Eukaryota, Fungi, Ascomycota, Sordariomycetes, Magnaporthales, Magnaporthaceae. The transcript is spliced from 4 exons. The coding region runs from base 1 to 195 and encodes 64 amino acids. The record is from RefSeq and is a predicted model, not a curated record.
AUGGAGGGGUCUUCCAAGUGUGAGCCAGCUGCCAAGCACCUGGAGGGAGCCCAUCCAAAGACGAGCGGCUCCUCUUUGCGGGAAAGGAGGGCUGCUCUUCCCGACACAUCGACCAGCAGCCGUGAUGUCGGCAAAUGGCGAAGCCCCCGUGGUGGCGACGGUAGCAGCUUUGAUGAGGAGGUACCUCUGGACUAA